Bursaphelenchus okinawaensis is the source of this 1515-nucleotide messenger RNA. The record is from the annotation of a GenBank genome assembly. NCBI's taxonomy places the organism in Eukaryota, Metazoa, Nematoda, Chromadorea, Rhabditida, Aphelenchoididae.
AUGGAUCACAAUAUCGAGGCCAACAUCCAACUUGGAGAACGUUUCGACGAAUUUUGUAAACACUACAUACGAAGUACGUCCAAGAUCAGCGAUUUAAUGAGGCUGCGGGUAAGCUAUUAUUUAUAGUUGAUUCCUUAUAAAUUUCCAAUAAGUCUAUCCAAAAGAAAUUAAAAAACUAAAGUAACAUCUUCCUUACUAGUUUUCUAACUCUUUUAUGACAUCGGUUUUGACAGUUUUACACUUUAGACAGUCAGUAAACGCGGAGCCGUAUGGGUUUACCGUUUGGUAUGCGAAAUCAAUGUUAUUGUUCACGAACGGUACGUGGAAAUAUACUCCGGUCCGACGAGCAAGUUCAAGUUUGCUUCCAAAAAUGGCAGUUUCUUUGAGUUUGUGGACUUUGUGAUGCACAACCAUUGUAUAUUGGUGGGGUUGGAUGCCAGUGGUUUUGUAAAUCCAUUCGACUAUGUUGCUGGAUGCAGAUACGACUAUAAAUGCACGAAAUGUAGGUUUAACUAUACUCGUUAUAGCUUAUUUAAAGGAUUAACUAAAUAAACAAAGAGGAACAACUGAUAGUACUGAUUAAAGGAGAGAUUUGCAUUAUAUUUAGUUUUGUAUUAUUUACUCUUAACAUUUACAGACCUCCCGGAGCCUAGAAUCAACAAUGUAACAGUGAUAGUGGCGGUGUUGUCUUGUCGUUUGAGUAGAGCAAGGGUACCACCUGAAGUUGUGGUACAGUAUGAAGGAUAUAGUAACCCCAUUGAUCUACCUCCUUUAGUUUUUGAAGAAUUGAUCAUCGAUAUGAGUAGGCAGUAUGUUUUCCAGAUUGCUUAACUGACUCAAAACUUUUAAAAUUUUAGUUCACGACUGAUCGGAUCAAUAGACCACCAUGAGGUGGAGAGGUUAGUCUUGGAACUUAAUCCUUAUCUGAGUUCUGGGUAUUCUGUUGCUCAAUCUAUUAAAGCGUAAGUCAAAUUUGAAGCAUACUUUUUGAUAGUAUGGUCAACGUGAAGUUACGCACAUUAAUUCUCUUUUAGGGGUACUGUAUUGUCAUCCUCAUUGAAACACUUGACACUGUUCAUGAAAAUGAACUCUGACUGCUACGUUUACAAUGGGGCUAAUGUUUUAAAAGGCAUGGUAGACAUCUUAGAAGCACGUGGAGUUCGUUUAGCUUCUUUAACAGUCAAACUGCACGAAACGGUAGGUUACUGUAACAUAGAUUAAGAUUUUUAGGCGUGUGCUACAGUAAGACAGAACUUCACUCACUGGAUGUUUAAAACCCUCAUGUUAGACUUGGAUCAGCUGUUGUCAUACCCACUUCAGAUCACAUUUGAAGUGAAACUGAAGGUGAAGUUAGCUGGACCUUGGGGAUUGCCACAAACAGCCGGAGCCCACCUAUCCCUUAUUUCUAGUAAUUCAACUUUACAGAGUGUAAACGCCAAAUUACUGCCACGGUACACCACAUUCAAACAUCAGAAGUAUAACCUCACAACUGACUUUAGUAUAGAAGCAGUUUAA